GGCUGGCGACUCAUCCUCCCUUCAUCCAAGAGGUAGGAGGGAGAGGCAAGCAGCCGGUUCUGUGGCUCACGCCACUCAGGAGAUAACACGGGAAUGGGCACUUUCUUGUCUCUUUUUCCUAUAAUGACAGUAAUAUAUGCCCUUUAUAAAAAAUUCAAACAGGAAAAAAAUAGCAUAGGCAGUGAUAGUUCCCUGCAGCCUCACCCCCCAGAGAUAACCACUACCAGCGCUGUGGCGUGUGGAGCGUGACCAGCUCAGGCUGAGGGCCCCUGACCUUCACACCCCAGCAAAGGCUGUCUGCUUACUGAUUCUGGUUACAGAGGGUUUGGGGCUGGAGACCCUACACUUCUUUCUUGCCCUGACCCCACCAGGAUCUUCCUGGGCUAAAUGGGGCCUAGUCCAAAAGGGGAAAGUGACUAGGGCUUAGCCUUUUAAGAGUUGAAGGGUCAGGCCCACGGUGAGCAUUAGAUCGGGAAGGUAGGUAUAUGAAGAUGAUGACGCUUGCUGAUCUUUCUUUCUAGUAAACCUCCUCUUCUGCCUCUAGACUCAUUCUCACACACAUCUCUUCAGUCUGUCAGUCUCUUUCAGCUCCUGGCCCCACGCUUCCCCUCCCUGCCCUUGCUUAUUUUAAGAACAGGGAGAUGGGUACACACUCUUCGAGCAUGGCCCUGCAUCCCUUUCUUGUGCCACCGUCUGUCCUGACCCAGCCUGCCCAGGGGGUGGUCUCAGUUUAGGAAGGAAAACCCUCAGUCCAGGCUCACUCUGCUCAGGCCGUCUAGUGGGUCACCAAGGAAAGGCCAGGUGCACAGCCAUGAUGGGCACACAGGGGUUUAGUCAUGACUGACUCUUCCAAAGGGAUGCAAUUGAAGGUGCCCCUGGGGAGAUCCUUUUUUUUUUAAGUUGCAACAUUAAAAACCACCACCAUCACCACUGCCAGGCCCUUAACAAUGAUGUCCUUCUGGAUAUUUGGGACUUUUCAUACAGAAGAUCCCCCCACUUCCAACCCUUUUAUGCCAUGAGAUACUCAGGGAGCUGUGCUGUGGAGUUGGCAGGUCUCAGGUGGUACAAGCUGCACUCCAAGCCCGGCAAGAAGGAGAAGGAACGUGGGGAGAUCCAAGUCACCAUCCAGUUCACUCGCAACACCUUGAGCGCCAGCAUGUUUGACCUGUCUGUGAAGGAUAAGCCAAGGUCCCCCUUCAGCAAGAUCAAGGACAAGAUGAAGGGCAAGAAGAAGUUUGAGCUGGAAUCCGCCUCUGCCAUCCUCCCAAGCAGCGCCCUGGAGGACCCUGAGCUGGGCAACCUGAGCAAGAUGGGCAAAGCCAAAGGCUUCUUCCUCCGCAACAAGCUGCGCAAGUCGUCCCUGACCCAGUCCAGCACCUCGCUGGGCUCAGACAGUACCCUGUCCUCCACCAGCGGGAGCCUGGCCUACCAGGGCCCUGGCGCCGAGCUCCUCACCCGCUCGCCAAGCCGCACCAGCUGGCUCUCCACUGAAGGGGGCAGGGACUCUACACAGUCCCCCAAGCUGCUCACCCACAAAAGGACCCACAGCGAUGAGGCCAGCCAGAUGCUAGCGGCUCCUCCCCGGGCCCUUGUCGACCUUCAGGGCCACGUCGAAACCUCCUCCCGCUCUUCUCUCUGCGUCAACGGGAGCCACAUUUACAAUGAGGAGCCCCAGGGCCCCUUGCGGCACCGCAGCUCCAUCUCAGGCCCGUUCCCACCCUCCAGCUCCCUGCAUUGCGUCUCUUCCCGGCCCUCUGAGGAGGGGCCUCGGUCUGCAGAUGACUCCUGGGGCAGAGGCAGCUGCAGCACCGUCGGCUCAGAGCUGGUGCCUGGACAGGAGGGGCUGAGCUCUCAGGCCAAAGCGUUGGCCACUGGAGCCAGCUGCCCCACAGAGGAGGAGGGGACUCGGCUCCCAGAUGGGAAGCCAGUGCAGGUCGCCAUGCCCAUGGUGGCCUCCUCUGAGGCCCUGGCAGAGAAGGAGGGAGCCCGGAAGGAGGAGCGGAAGCCCCGGAUGGGCCUCUUCCACCAUCACCACCAGGGGCUGAGUCGGAGUGAGUCGGGGCGCCGCAGCUCCCUGGGGGAGAAAGGGGGUCCCACCCUGGGGGCCUCCCCCCACCACUUGUCCAGCGGGGAGGAAAAGGCCAAGAGUAGCUGGUUUGGCUUGAGAGAAGCCAAGGAACCAAAUCAGAAGCCCAGUGCCUCGAGGGCCAGCCCCACCCCCCUGGCCUCCCCUGGGAAAGCCCCGCCUGAGUGGGACGACGCCUUCAACGUCUUUACAGCCAGCAGGCUGCAUCCAGAGGCCAGGAGCGAGAUCUUGGCCCCUGCAGGAGUGGGGCUGGAGGCGACUGGGCUGCAAGACCCAGGCCCUGGAGCCAUGACAGUGAAGGCAGCUGAGCCCCAGGGGGGGCCUGGGGGAGGAGGAAGAGGUGGGAGCAGCAUGUGGCUGGAGCCCAGGGUUCCUUUGGACUCGGGACUGGACUGCCAGAGCACGAGUGCGGCCGACGCGGGGCCCCUCAGUUCAGUAGGGGCUGACCUGCCCUCCACGCCAGCCCAGCUGUACCCGAGAGCCUCAGACUCUGAAGUGGACAGGGAGCCGCCGGCCCCAGGAGAGGAAGCAGGGCAGAGUCCAGUGGACAGUGCGACAUCUCUGUUUAGCUCUCCAGAAGUGAUCAGUGUGUGGGAGAGGUUGCCUGGCCCAGAGGACGCCCCUGAAGGCCAGGACCAGGGGGUCUCCCAAGGCGAAAGCCAGCUUUUGCAUGAGCUCAAUACAGUUGGCGAUGCCUGGCCUUGGGAUGUGGUCACCAUUUCUCCUGCAGCUGAGAUGUCCUCACCAGUCCUUCCGGGAGAAUCUGAUGAACCGCCUCCUCCCCAGGUGCAGCCAGGGUCAUCAGAACCUGUGAGCCCCAAGGGCAGUGAGGGGCUCCCCCACCUGGAGCUGGAGCCGGGGCCCAAACCCAAGCUGCUGUUGGACAAGGGACUGCAGCCCAGCAGCCCACCUCCUAAGCCACCGCGCCUCUUCACACCCUCAGAUUCCAAGGAGGAGGAGGAGGAAAAGGCCAAAGGGCUGAGUGGCAGGGGGGCAGAGACAGGAGGAGAAGACACCUUCCCAAGUGUGCUGGCUGCUGGUCCCCAGGAGACCAAGGAGGAGGGCCGGAAGCCGGGGUGGCAGUCUGAUAGCUGUCCUUUCGGAGCCGCGCUGAGUGGGCCAGGCCUGGAAGACCUAGUGGAGGAUGCCAGCCCUCCUGCUUCUGGGUCCUACCUGUCUGUGCCCACCAGCUGCCCUGAGGGGCCUGCCCCCAUACCCUGUCACUCAGAGAGCUUGGCUCUUCAGAGUCAGCAGGCCCGGGGGACUCCAGAGAAGGGAGAAGGUCCUGAGACUCUGGAGGCCCAGAGCCAGGGGCCAGCAGGACAGGGGCUUGAGCUCCUGUCAGGCAGCUCCCAGCAGGCUGAUGCGUGGGCCUCGGAGGGGGAUGCCUCCUACCCCUUCUUGUUUCAGGGGAGCCAAGAUCCCCCCAGCCUCCUGUCCACAUCCCCACCAGGGUCCAGGGAAUCUUCUAUCUACUCUGGUCCAGAAGAACUACCCACCCCCCCAGAGCCUGCCUUCCCACCACCCCCUCUCCCAUCCUGGGCCAGCCACCACCACGGGGCACCCAGUCCACUGUGCUCUCCCCUGCCUGGAGCCCAGCCCCUGACCUCUUCCUCCCCACCUCCUGGGGAGCCAGCCACCCCCACUGGGAGCUCCCCUGCCCCACCUGGGGAGGAUCGCGCUGCAGCCACCCCAGCCUCCCCGCUUGUGCUUCUGCCCUUGGAGACACGACCAGCUGAGGAGCCACAGCCCAGCGCCAGUCCCCACCCUGUGAAGCCCCUCAGUGCUGCUCCUGUGGAGAACAGCCCGGACAGGAAGCAGCCCCGCUCCAGUCUGAGCACAGCCCUGAGCAGCGGGCUGGAGAAGCUCAAGACAGUUACAUCUGGCAGUGUUCAGCCUGUGGCUCUGGCUCCUCAUGUUGGCCAGGCCGUGGACACCAAAAGACUGAAGGACUCAGGUGUGCUGGACCAGUCAGCCAAGUACUACCACCUAACCCAUGAUGAACUCAUCAGCCUGCUACUGCAGCGGGAGCGGGAGCUGAGCCAGCGGGAGGAACACGUGCAGGAGCUGGAGAGCUACAUUGACCGGCUGCUGGUGCGGAUCAUGGAGACUUCACCCACACUGCUGCAGAUCCCCCCCGGCCCCCCUAAGUAGCCCUCCUCAUCCCCACCCCGGGAGGUCAGUGUGGACCCAUGGCUCAAACAGACUUGCGCCCUCUGUCCCUCCCAUCGAGCUGUCUUGCCUGGGGUGGGGUGCAGUCUGUCCUCUGCCCUCACUCCUUGCUCUCCUUCCCUCCUGCCUCAUCCAGGGCUGCUGGAAGGGGGGCCCUUUGGAGUCCCACUGGAGGCAUCAGGUUCCAUAUGCAACUUGUAUGUCUUUGGGAGCCCUAGGUCCUUCCCACCUACCUAUUUCCAUGUCCCUUAGCUUUGGGGGCUCUGGGGAACUGGAACAAAGAAUUUAGCCUUCAAGUCGAAGCAUAGGAGAGCUGCACUUUUAGGUGGUAUCUGGAACAUACUUAAUUACCCACAAGAAUGAUCAGCCGUUUCUUCCAUGGCUACACUCUUGCCCUCUUCGUCUCCUUCCAGCCCUGGAGGGCCCCUAGUAUUACUGGGGAUGAGGCAGGAACCAUGCCGCCCAUCUGUGCAUUUUUGACAACCUGGGCACCUACCAUUUAGCCUUGUGUAUGUUCCCCUGAGAGCAAGGAGCCCAAAUGGUCUAGUCUCCUCUUUGCCGUGUCCCAAGUCUGUCUGUCUCCAGCUGUUUGUGGAACAAAUGUGGUGUGGAUGGGGGGAGUGGUGUGCACUUGCCAGGCCCCUCCCUGCCCUCUUCUGACCUUUCCAUGAGUGUCCUGUGUGAAUGUGUGGAGAGCUGGGGUAGGUGGGGGAGAGUGCCUCCCCACGCACCCCAAGGGUAUGGGCCCCUCCAGCCUCAGGGCUUUGUGCUGCUUAUGUUUGGGGAUUAAGCCUCCAUCUCUGUUCUCUUUGCCUGUCCAGAUGCCAAAACUCCAAGCUGCUGGAGAGUUUGAAUUUUUGGAAACCAAUUAAAAUGUGCCUUUUGUGGGUGGGGUCAAGAGCCUGUUCAGUGUCCCUCCCUCCCUGUUCAGUGUCUGUCCCUCCCUCCCUGUUGGGCACAGGGGGGCUGGAUCUGUCAGGGCUCUGGAAUGGAAAAGGAGGAUGUGGGCAGCCUGCUGUGCCCUCUGCCCCUCCCCUAGAGUUAAUUUCAGUUAAGGGUCUAGCCAAGCUCAACUGGCCCCUUAACCUCCCUGCCAUCUUCUCUUCCCUCAACCCCAACUGAGGAGGAUCCUAGGAUUAAAUAAAAACCACAUUCUGGAAGUGGGAGGUCCCACUCCACCUGUACUUAGGAAAAAGGCUUUGUUGCCCUCCCAUCCAUCCACGAGCUUGUCCCUUCUGCCCCAUGGCCUUGCCUGGCUUGGCUGUAGUGCACUUUGAACCAAAGUGUCUGUCCUUUGGCCCAGCCCCUGGUUUGCUUGCAGAAAACAAGGCAGCUUCCGCACAGCAUCUGCAGGGAACCUUUGGUGGCUUGGGGCACCCUCCUUUUUUAGCAAAAGUUGUAGGGCUAUAAGCUGCUGAAGGAGGAUACUUUUGGCCCAAUGAGGAGGUGAGAGCUCCUCUGGGAUCACCUCUUCUCCAUGAGAGGCCUGUGGGGUCAUUCAGAAAGCCGCACAAGACAUCAUGUCUGUGUGCUGUUAUCUGCCAGGACGAAGCAGAGGAACCCCACAUAUGGGGCAAAGCCCCUGUAAUGUUAACCUACCUUAAGGUCCAUUAAAGCUGAGGAAAGUAUCCAUGGGGUUCUAGGACUUUGGGUAUACUUUUUGGGGGUCAUUGGGGAUUGGAUAGGUAUCUCUUCUCAGGGAAGGGGGUCACUCUACUUGGUAUUUCUCUGGGCUCUAAGCAGUCCCAGCCCUGACCCUGAUCUUCCACUUAUCAUCCUUGGUGGUGGCCUCCAAAAUGCUCAGAGCAGGGAUGUCCUCAGAAGAGGUUUGAGUUGAAGCCCAAGGUUCUUGUUAGAUGUUUUCUGCUCCUGGCCACAUGUUUGGAGGAGACGUAAGGUGGGACGGGCAGGAAGCAGGCACAGUUCUCCUUUGCUGUUUGUCUUCCUAGUUGUAACUCCUGUUUAUAAAGAGCUUGUUCUUAGUGUUUUGAACACUUCAUAAAGAAUAAAAUGUUCACAUACUG
Manis pentadactyla (Chinese pangolin) is the source of this 6282-nucleotide messenger RNA. RefSeq names its product RAB11 family interacting protein 5 (gene RAB11FIP5). The transcript is spliced from 6 exons. Lineage: Eukaryota; Metazoa; Chordata; Mammalia; Pholidota; Manidae. Gene Ontology annotation, molecular function: small GTPase binding. Gene Ontology annotation, biological process: regulated exocytosis. The record is from RefSeq and is a predicted model, not a curated record. The coding region runs from base 1016 to 4240 and encodes 1074 amino acids. Gene Ontology annotation, cellular component: early endosome; recycling endosome; phagocytic vesicle.